Messenger RNA from Brassica napus (rape), 1463 nucleotides. Its product is annotated as tetraspanin-5. Lineage: Eukaryota; Viridiplantae; Streptophyta; Magnoliopsida; Brassicales; Brassicaceae. The transcript is spliced from 3 exons. Gene Ontology annotation, cellular component: plasma membrane; plasmodesma. The record is from RefSeq and is a predicted model, not a curated record. The coding region runs from base 95 to 943 and encodes 282 amino acids. Gene Ontology annotation, biological process: auxin-activated signaling pathway.
GACAAGCCAGUUAAGAGUGUUCAGUACACACACAUACAAAAAGAUUCAAAGAAUCAUUUCAAAGAUUUAGAGUAACCAAAAAGAGUGAAAAAGAAUGAACAGAAUGAGCAAUACAGUAAUAGGAUUCUUGAAUAUUCUAACACUAGUCUCAUCCAUAGUUAUGAUAGGAUCGGCUCUAUGGAUGGGUAAGAGCAAGACAACAUGCGAGCAUUUCCUUCAGAAGCCACUUCUGGUCUUAGGCCUAGCGAUCAUGGUCUUAUCACUAGCUGGUCUGAUCGGUGCAUGCUGCGACGUGGCUUGGGUCUUGUGGGUGUACCUCUUUUUCAUGGUCUUCAUCAUAGUUGCCCUCAUGGGUUUGACCCUUUUCGGGUUUAUUGUAACUAGCCAUGGAGGUGGUGUGGGUGUGACUGGUAGGGUUUAUAAAGAGUUUAAGCUUGAAGAAUAUCAUCCAUGGCUUAAGACAAGGGUUAUGGAUGCUAAUUAUUGGUUGACUAUAAAGACUUGUCUCUUGAGCUCACUCACUUGCUCCAAGCUCUCUCUUUGGACUCCUAUUGAUUAUCUCCAAAAGGACUUGACUCCUCUACAGUCUGGAUGCUGCAAACCACCGACGUCGUGUGUAUACAACACGGAGACGCCAAUACAACAAGAAUCCGAUUGUUACCGGUGGAACAACGCUGCAACGGUGCUAUGCUACGACUGUGACUCGUGUAGAGCUGGCGUUUUAGAGACAGUGCGGCGCGAUUGGCAUAAACUCUCUAUAGUUAACGUCGUCAUUGUUCUCUUCCUCAUCGCCAUUUACUGCGUUGGGUGUUGCGCGUUUAAAAACGCCAAACGCCCUCAAUAUUAUGGUUUUCCUUACGGACGUUACGGCAUGUCCAAGUCUCGACCCGGUUGGGAACAGUCCUGGUCGAGGUGGUGGCAUGGUAGAGAUCGGUAUUACUAAAAAUAUAUUUAUGUAAUGUGCAUAUCGAGUUGUGACUGAACUCAUGGCCUCUAAUUUAUAAAUACAUGUUGUACAGUGUCUUUUUUUAUUUGUUGUUGAAAAGAAUAACACUAACAGAUAGAUGAUAGUUACAAUGUCAAAUAAUAUGGACAUGUUGUUUCGUAUAAUACUGCAGCAUGUUUGGGCUAGUCAUGAAGGAGGGCCCUAAGUUGAGGGCCAUCAAGAUAUAAACUAUGGCUAAUAAAAAGUUAAAAACAAUUGAAAUGUCCGUUAGCGCUCGUCCCACAUCGGAAGUCUUGAGAUGCACACUCCUCUUUCGCUUAGUAUAAAAGAACACGAAGGUCGAACCUUGAAAAGUACUUACCUGGACGGGGUCAACUCAUGAUCAAGAAGAUGAGUGGCCUAAGCUAGUGACAUCCAUUGCACAUAACGGAGGGGCGCUUAGCUUAAGGUCUCCCCAAGUGGGAGAGCCUGCGUCAUUAUUUGUGGCAGUUGGGGCCUGCGUUCGCGCGGCCCCUAC